CCAACUGUUAUUGAAGUUUUUAAUAUAUUGGAGGAUCAAUAUAAUAAUCUUCCUAAAAUUAUGGAAGAUGUGAUUAAAAAAAAUAACAGUGAUAAAAAUAGUCAAAUUUUAUAUGACCAAAACAAUCUUAAAUUAUCAUAUCUUGAAAAUCCAUUAGGUGAAUCACCCUCAUUUUUGACGCCCAAAAUUUACGAGGAUGAGAGAGAAAAUAUAAUUAAUGCUACAGACGAAAUCAUUGAUUCUUAUUUAAAAAGAAAUAAUAUUGGAUGGUCAAGAGAUUUUUCUUUUCCAAAAAUUUUAGAAAAGCACAAAUCGAUAUCAAAUAAAAUUUUUGGUAAUCUUAUCAAUAAUCAAACUAUACGACAAUAUGAAGUAAUGGUUGGAUAUUUUUAUGAAGAUGGAUUUGGUGUAUAUAAAAAUGAAAUUGUUGCUUUUGAGUGGUAUAAAAAGGCAAGUAAAUUAAAUAAUUUGAAUGGUCAAUUUGAACUUGGAUACUGUUAUAAUUAUGGAUAUAGCAUUAAAAAAAAUCUUAAAGAAGCGUUAAAAUCAUAUAAACUUGCUUCUGAUGAAGGGUUAAAUAUAGCUACAUAUUUUCUUGCAAUUAGUUAUGAAUUUGAUAAUGAAAAAAAUAGAUUUGAUGAGGCGUUCAAAUUAUAUAAGAAAUCUGCCGAAAAAGGAUUUAUACCAUCUCAAUAUAAAUUAGCCACAUUUUAUGAAAUAGGUAAAGGUACACAACAGAAUAAAACAGAAGCCUUAAAAUGGUACAAACUGUUUUUAGAAAAUAAUGGCGAGUAUAAUCCAACAUAUAAUAUCAAGGAUACCAUAAUGGAAAAAACUACGUUAUCUAUUAAAUCUCUCAUUAAUGACAUUGAAAGAGAAAUCACACGUAAUGAAUUAGAUGAAAUUAUUGAAGCUUAUUUAAAACAUAAUAGCAUUGGAGAAACAAAAAGUUUUUCCUUCUUUAAAGUUUUAAAGAAUUAUGAGUCAAAAUCACAAGAAAUUUUUAAAUGCCUUAAUAAUAAUCAAACUAUACGGAAUUAUGAAGUAAUUGUUGGAAAAUUUCAUGAAAUGGGGUUUGGAACAAAUGAAAACAUGGAUAAAGCUUUUAAAUGGUAUAUAGAUGCAAGUAAACAAAAUAAUUAUAAUGGCAUCUUAGAGACUGGAAAUUGUUAUUAUAAUGGAAAUGGUGUUGUGAAGAACUGUGACAAAGCAUUUGAAUUUUUUCAGCGUGCUGUUAAUGAGAGUAAGGAAAAGUUAAAUAGAGCUUUAUAUUCUCUUGCAACUUGUUACAAAUCUGGUGAUGGUAUUCGAAAAAUGAAUGAGACCAAUCAGCAAUUAUUGCGAGAACAUCAAGUUAAAGCAUUUGAAUUGUACAAAAAAUCUGCUGAAAAUGGAUUUGUACUAUCACAACGUGAAUUAGCUGAAUGUUAUAAAGAUGGUAUAGGUACUCAAAAAAAUAGGGAUGAAGCUUCAAAAUGGGAAAAAAAAUACACGACAAGUCAAAAUGAGUUGUCCAAAAAAUUAUAAAAGAAACAUUAAAAUGGUACUGUAUAAACUAUUAACAUUGAUAAUUUUAUAAUUAAUUACAGCUUUUCAUUUUUCACG
This is a messenger RNA of Rhizophagus irregularis DAOM 181602=DAOM 197198, 1605 nucleotides long. The record is from RefSeq and is a predicted model, not a curated record. NCBI's taxonomy places the organism in Eukaryota, Fungi, Glomeromycota, Glomeromycetes, Glomerales, Glomeraceae.